AUGACUCUUACCCGGAAAUGUCGAGGCGCUCUGUAUCUCGUAGAAUUCAAUGGUCUCGGUUCCGUUGAUCAGGUGGCAUUAUUCUUUCUGGGCUAUAACUACACCGCUUCCCAGCGGCUUGAUACACCCCGUUCACCACCCACUCUGCAUCCUUCUUGGGAAAAGAACUAUUGGCGUGUUCCGCUCAGUUCAGAUAAAAGAAAGUUCAACUAUAACUUCGAGUCUCUAUCACUUCCUGGUAAUGAGGUGUUCGACUUUGACUGUGAGACCAUAGCGAACUAUGACGGUUGUCAUUUAGGAACUGCCAGUGUCCGAGGAUACAGUGAGGCAUACAGGCUGCAACAAGGUUCCUUGCCAAAGGGACACGCAAGCGUAGAGGUUUUCAGUGCAGCACAGCCUUGGAUGGAGCAGCUCUCAAUCAAAGCACUCAAUGAAAAUAUUUCUAUGUGCUCAAGAACCGGGUCUCUCGAUAGGAUUGGGGCGACCGGACUCGACGAGGCCAUCAUCUCUUACGCCACAUCCGGAGAUGGAGCAGACUGUGCCACUAUUCAAUUAACUCCUCCAAGUUUCCUCUCCGAUGUGCGCGGAUUUUUCGCUUUCUCGUCUAAUAUCGCCAAGAUCACAACCAGAGACGCAAUCGGCCUCCAAAAAUUCUUGCAACAUAUCCUCAUGGGCGAGCUAGCCUCCGUACUCACUGGCUACUUGGGCUUGUUCUUCCUGGUCGAUAUUUUCGACAUCAAAUCUUGA
Messenger RNA from Clonostachys byssicola, 747 nucleotides. Lineage: Eukaryota; Fungi; Ascomycota; Sordariomycetes; Hypocreales; Bionectriaceae. The record is from the annotation of a GenBank genome assembly.